Mya arenaria is the source of this 6411-nucleotide messenger RNA. RefSeq lists its product as uncharacterized. The transcript is spliced from 10 exons. Lineage: Eukaryota; Metazoa; Mollusca; Bivalvia; Myida; Myidae. Gene Ontology annotation, cellular component: SCF ubiquitin ligase complex. The record is from RefSeq and is a predicted model, not a curated record. Gene Ontology annotation, biological process: SCF-dependent proteasomal ubiquitin-dependent protein catabolic process. Bases 178 to 6411 code for a protein of 2077 amino acids.
CUUACGUUAUAUAUUAAUUUACCUAAGAAAUUAAAGUGAUUAGUUUUUGGUUAAUCAUUGAGACAUAAAAAGGACGUCAUCUUACACGGAAAGAUAUUGCAGUGACACACAGUAAUAAAGGAUGAAGAAUUGCCGAAAAAGAUUGUCAAUCAUAUAACAUUAAAGCAAUCAUAACCAAUGGAGGAGUACAAAAAUCAGUUUACCACACCUGGAAGCCGAAACUGGCUGAAAGGGUCAGUGGCAGUGAACGUUUCAAAACGUGGACUAGCUCCGUUCGCUUGUAAGGUUUGUGAUGACAUUCGCGUUGAACAGUUAACAUUGGCAAUAAAACAGCUUUUUCCUGACCUCUGUGAAAAUUGCUCAAUUGUUGAAGUGAUACCUUGUGACCCUAAUAACAACAUCUGUAAUUCAGGACAAUGCCGUUUUCACAAGGGGCGUAUUUUUCGUCCGUGCCCUAAAGUCAAAUGUAACGAUUAUCGUAACACUGUUAUCGACAAAAUCAAUAAAGGUAUCGAUAUUGGUUGUCAUUGCAAUAGCUGCAGGACAGCUGAAAUUGUACCGUGUAAUCCAAGAAAUACGAAACAAUACAUUCCUACAAGGCCAUGCCCGAAUAACAUUUGUGGUACGCUACGGAAUUCCAUAGAGCAGAAACAUAGAUUUGGGAAUCCAUCAUGGAAGAACACCGAUGCAAGAAAAUGGUGUGUUAACGCUUGGGAUAUUGCUAAGUGCUUUAUGCCUCCAGAUGGCUACGCAGAAGUGGACAAUGAAACCGACACAGACUUGAACGGAAUAAUCAGUGUAUACAUCAACUGUGAAGAAUUCCAACAGUAUUUUACAGCUGACCUGUCUAAUCGACAGAACAUAUGCGACAAGGUCCGGGAUGUCGGGAAGAAUAUUCGCCAUGCGCCAGGAUUGGAGGUUACUGAUGAUGACUUGAAUGUCUGGCUAUCUGAUCUGAAAGCAUUAUUUUCUGACCCAGCAUUCAGCAAAGGCAACCCUCUUGCAAAAGACGCAUUAAACCAGUUGUAUCAGCUGGAGAAUGACGAACUUAUUAUAGAGAGGUCAGAGGUUGUGGCGGCCAUUACGGAUUCGGUAGAUUACCUGAGAAGGCUUACUACUGCAAGUCUGGAAACCGAUAAUCGAAUUCACGAUCUGGAAAUGAAGAUGGAAGAAGUUCUGAAACAAAAUGUAAUUUCCGGGAUGGAUAGCUUUAAAUCAGAAUUAAAAGACACACUUAUAAAAUACCACCGCGAACACAACUGUACGCUCAUGAUUGGUCCCUUCGUUGAAUGUGGAAAUGACGGACUUGAAGACUUCUAUGUUCCUCCAAACAUUAGUAGAGUUAUUCUUCAGUCUAGAGAGAAGAACAAACCUUUAAAAGAACCUCUCACGAGUUUGGACCAGUUGCUCAUCUCCAAGCAGAUUAUCGUUCUUACUGCAGACGCCGGCCUAGGAAAAACAUCGUUUUGUAAGUUUUUAGUUGUUUUGUGGUGCGCGGUGAAAGAGGGAAUGACCGAUUUCAUAGCGAAGCUUAGUGACACUCAAAACUUUUUCAGUGAAAUCGAAUGCUUAGAUAAGUUCACAUAUUUAUUUUACAUCCAGUUACGUGGAAAUCAAUGCAAUACUUUAGAGGAUAUCAUUUUCUCUCAUACAAAAUCAGUUCACACCGAAUUAUCUAGGGAUAACAAGGCUUUUGGUGAGCUUCUAUCGAACGAAAACGGCUUGUUCAUUUUAGACGGAUUAGAUGAAUGUGACAUUCCUUCUCUCAUGCCCUUAGCCGCCAAUAGAAAGUACUCUAUUCUCAUAACAUCACGUCCUUGGAAACUUGCAAGUAUAAACAUGCCCAGUGAAAGUACAUAUACACAUGCACAAGUUGACAUUAUGAACCCGGAAGUGUCAGAAAAGCUUGUGUUACAUUCAAACAAUUGUUUGAACACACAUUUCAGCACCUCAUAUAAUGUUGAUGACUUCUUAUCUAUUAUUAAAAAUCAGCAUUUAGAAUCUCAUCUCCAAAAUCCUAUGUUAACCUUGCAGUUGUUAUGUGUCUAUCACGACAAACGCAGUGAGAAUAAAACAUGUCAGGAUAACGUUACCGGGGACAGUCCGUGUACAGAAUACGAUGCAACGGCUGUAUCUGAUAAGAAGGAUUUGACGUACCUUGGUAAGACAAGGUCGCAUAUAUACGCAAACAUGUUAGAACUGAUGCUACGUAGUGUCGAAAAAAAGGAGGAAUCACUCGUACAAGGUCUGAGUGAGUUAUAUAAGAAAAACGGUCAAACAUAUACCCUCCCCAAAUGCUUUGAUGAAAGAAAUUACACAUGCAGUGACUUGGCCGAACUAAUUAACGAUAUUGGAAAAUUGGCUGCCUUUUCACUCUUAGACGAUACAAAAUAUGUCAUAGAGGAACACCAAAUUAGAAAACUUAAGAAAGAGGAAACGACGGUACUUCUCAAAUCUGGACUUCUUUCGAAAACAAGCUUGAAAACACUAUCAGAGGAGAGCAAUACGUACACAUUUUUACAUCAGACUUAUAAGGAGAUGCUUGCCUGUGUAUUUCUUUCUUCCCAAGAUUUCGAAAGUGAUGUUUGGAAAAACUUUAUAAAGAAGUUUGAAUCUGUUAUGUCACCCGAUAUUUUGUCGUUUUUAUGUGUAAUGAACUAUGAACAAGGAUGCAAGUGUUUAGAUAUUUUUAAUAAAAAAAAACGUUUCUUUUAUUGGGACGGUAUAUAUUACACUUCUGAGCUUAAAGACUAUCAAUCUACAAUUGAAAUGGCCCACAAAGAGUGUUUCAACAAUGGAAUUGGAAAGCCUCAAAUUACGUUAAAACACGCUUUGCUCAAAUCGGAUUUUGUAAUGGAACCUGAUAAUGAACAUUUGCAAAAAAGCGCAUUAGAUUUGGAAACAAUUUUCAUAAUCAAGUAUACGUUCACUACAGCAAUGCAUCCGAAAAUAUUACCUGCUUCAUUGGUUAUCUUAUAUGUAAAAGACACUACGUUCCGCGAUGACCAUAUCGACCUUUCGAAUUGUACACAUCUCAUUAACAUACUUAUAGAGGACACCCGCCUGUCACACGUCACUAUCAACCCGUCUUCCCUUGAAAUAUUCUGGGUUUACGUGAAACCAGAGCUGAUACAAGAGAUACCACCAAUGAAGGUGUCCUUUGUUGGCGGGUCGCAGUUCUCUGGCAGUCUACAUGAGCUCAGUUUAGUGAACGUUAACAUGGAUGUUACCCUCGAUUUGUCAAAUUGUCAGAAUUUACAAAAUCUACUUAUUGAUGAUAUCUCAUAUGAAACAUUGAUUGAAAACAACGUUGUAAACAACAUACACCGCUGUUAUGCACUACAGGAACUGAACCGUGACACAUUGACAUUUCCUGCAGAUACACACCUAGAUCUCAGCAGUCUCAAACAUCUCUCUAAGAUAAAUAUACAGAACAGCCGCCUAACACACGUCACCAUCAACCCGUCUUCCCUUGAAACAUUCUGGGUUUACGUGAAACCAGAGCUGAUACCAGGGAUACCGCCAAUGAAGGUGUCCUUUGUUGGAGGGUCGCAGUUCUCUGGCAGUCUACAUGAGCUCAGUUUAGUGAACGUUAACAUGGAUGUUACCCUCGAUUUGUCAAAUUGUCAGAAUUUACAAAAUCUAGUUAUUGAAAAUAUCUCAUAUGAAACAUUGAUAGAAAACAACGUUGUAAACAACAUACAACGCUGUUAUGCACUACAGAAACUGAAACUUUACACAUUGACAUUUCCUGCAGAUACACAUCUGGAUCUCAGCAGUCUCAAACAUCUAUCUAAGAUAUUCAUACAGAACAGCCGUCUAACACAUGUCACCAUCAACCCGACUUCCCUAGAAAAGUUCUGGGUUUACGUGAAACCAGAACUGAUACCAGAGAUACCGCCAAUGAAGGUGUCCUUUGUUGGAGGGUCGCAGUUCUCUGGCAGUCUACAGGAGCUCAGUUUAGGGCACGUUACCAUGGAUGUUACCCUCGAUUUGUCAAAUUGUCAAAAUUUACAAAAUCUAGUUAUUGAUGAUAUCUCAUAUGAAACAUUGAUUGAAAACAACGUUGUAAACAGCAUACAACGCUGUUAUGCACUACAGAAACUGAAACCUUUUACAUUGACAUUUCCUACAGAUACACACCUUGAUCUCAGCAGUCUCAAACAUCUAUCUAAGAUAAAUAUACAUGGCAGCCGCCUAUCACAUGUCACCAUUUACCCGACUCUUCUAGAAAGGUUCUGGGUUUACGUGAAACCAGAACUGAUACCAGAGAUACCGCCAAUGAAGGUGUCCUUUGUUGGAGGGUCGCAGUUCUCUGGCAGUCUACAGGAGCUCAGUUUAGUGCACGUUACCAUGGAUGUUACCCUCGAUUUGUCAAAUUGUCAAAAUUUACAAAAUCUAGUUAUUGGAAAUAUCUCAUAUGAAACAUUGAUAGAAAACAAAGUUGUAAACAACAUACAACGUUGUUAUGCACUACAGAAACUGAAACUUUUCACAUUGACAUUUCCUACAGAUACACACCUUGAGCUUAGCAGUCUCAAACAUCUAUCUAAGAUAACUAUAGAGAACAGCCGCCUAUCACAUGUCACCAUCCACCCGACUUCCCUAGAAAUGUUCUGGGUUUACAUGAAACCAGAACUGAUACCAGAGAUACCGCCAAUGAAGGUGUCCUUUGUUGGAGGGUCGCAGUUCUCUGGCAGUCUACAGGAGCUCAGUUUAGUGCACGUUACCAUGGAUGUUACCCUCGAUUUGUCAAAUUGUCAAAAUUUACAAAAUCUAGUUAUUGAAAAUAUCUCAUAUGAAACAUUGAUAGAAAACAACGUUGUAAACAAUAUACAACGCUGUUAUGCACUACAGAAACUUCGCCUUGAUACAUUGACAUUUCCUGCAGAUACACACCUAGAUCUCAGCAGUCUCAAACAUCUCUCUAAGAUAAAUAUACAGAACAGCCGCCUAACACACGUCACCAUCAACCCGUCUUCCCUUGAAAAAUUCUGGGUUUACGUGAAACCAGAGCUGAUACAAGAGAUACCGUCAAUGGAGGUGUCCUUUGUUGGUGGGUCACAGUUCUCUGGCAGUCUACAUGAGCUCAGUUUAGUGCACAUAACCAUGGAUGUUACCCUCGAUUUGUCAAAUUGUCAGAAUUUACAAAAUCUAGUUACAGAUAAUAUCUCAUAUGAAACAUUGAUAGAAAACAACGUUGUAAACAAUAUACAACGCUGUUAUGCACUACAGGAACUUCGCCUUAAUACAUUGACAUUUCCUGCAGAUACACACCUUGAUCUUAGUAGUCUCAAACAUCUAUCUAAGAUAACUAUACAGAACAGCCGCCUAUCACAUGUCACCAUCCACCCGACUUCCCUAGAAAUGUUCUGGGUUUACAUGAAACCAGAACUGAUACCAGGGAUACCGCCAAUGAAGGUGUCCUUUGUUGGUGGGUCGCAGUUCUCUGGCAGUCUACGGGAUCUCAGUUUAGUGCACGUUACCAUGGAUGAUACCCUCGAUUUGUCAAAUUAUACACACCUUGAGCUUAGCAGUCUCAAACAUCUAUCUAAGAUAACUAUACAGAACAGCCGCCUAUCACAUGUCACCAUCCACCCGACUUCCCUAGAAAUGUUCUGGGUUUACAUGAAACCAGAACUGAUACCAGAGAUACCGCCAAUGAAGGUGUCCUUUGUUGGAGGGUCGCAGUUCUCUGGCAGUCUACAGGAGCUCAAUACACACCUUGAUCUUAGCAGUCUCAAACAUCUAUCUAAUAUAACUAUACAGAACAGCCGCCUAUCACAUGUCACCAUCCACCCGACUUCCCUAGAAAUGUUCUGGGUUUACAUGAAACCAGAACUGAUACCAGAGAUACCGCCAAUGAAGGUGUCCUUUGUUGAUACACAUCUGGAUCUCAGCAGUCUCAAACAUCUCUCUAAGAUAACUAUACAGAACAGCCGUCUUACACACGUCACAAUCAACCCGCCUUCCCUUGAAAAAUUCUGGGUUUACGUGAAACCAGAACUGAUACAAGAGAUACCACCAAUGAAGGUGUCCUUUACGAUUGCUGUAAAGAGGGUUGAAUUUGAAGAGGUACGAAUAGUGACAGCUGAGCAGCUUGUAUCAUUUCUAAAUUGUUCGGAGCCUAUUCAAGGCACAGACAGGACAACAGGCGGAAUCGACGAAAUGCCGUUCGGGCUUCAUACAUCUGAGAUCAAUUUCUCUAAAUGUUAUGUUUUGGGAUCAACAGUUGAAAAAGUAGAAUCGGCGAUAGACUGUUUGCAACAGGUUUGGGAAAUAAAGAAAUUCGAAAUACAAACCACAGCAUCAAACAUAAGUUCAGGCACAGCUGAUUUGGUUGAAGAUAUUACAUGCAGGAAUCCAGUUGUUCUUAAUGUGUUGCAAUUGAAACCAAAAAGAGAUACGUAA